Molecule: messenger RNA, 1326 nt
Organism: Oncorhynchus gorbuscha (pink salmon)
Lineage: Eukaryota; Metazoa; Chordata; Actinopteri; Salmoniformes; Salmonidae
Product: equilibrative nucleoside transporter 4-like
Exons: 8
Coding region: 1-1272 (423 amino acids)
Biological process (GO): nucleoside transmembrane transport
Cellular component (GO): plasma membrane
Molecular function (GO): monoamine transmembrane transporter activity; nucleoside transmembrane transporter activity
Source: RefSeq, a predicted model, not a curated record
AUGGAGGAGGGCAGAGAAACCAGUGUAGUGCAGAGUUAUAGCUUCGACUCGUACCAGCUGGAGGAAGAGGAGGGACCAAGGAACGCCAAGAGAGGGUGCUGGCCCUGGUCAGAGCCGAGUUACCUGUUCGCUCUGAGUCCUCUGGUGUUCGUCAGCGUGUUUGAUGUGUGGUUGGAAUCCUUCACCACCAGACAGGCUUACAUCGUCAACCUCUUCUCUGUUGGGGUGGUCGCCUUCAGAUGUACAGUGCAGCAGUCCAGUUUCUAUGGUUACAUGGGGAUGCUGCCCAAGAGAUACACACAGGGGGUGAUGACUGGAGAAAGUACAGCAGGUGUAAUCAUCUCUCUGAGUCGUAUCUUCACUAAACUCCUGAUCAGUAACGAGAGGAUAAACACACUCAUCUUCUUCCUGGUGUCCAUCACCAUGGAGAUGAUCUGCUUCCUUCUCCACCUCAUUGUCCGUCGCUCACGAUUCGUCCUUUACUACACAGGCCCCACCCACCGGGGUCACAGCCUGGGGAAAGGUCAUGACAUUGGGUCGGAGGUCAGCGGGACAGGAUACAGGGUUCACCACGACGUCACUACAGAGGAAGGUAACGGAGUGGUGGCGACGAAGUCGCCAUCUGAUGAUGUCACAGAUGAGUUCACAGGAGGGACGUACGUUCGGUUUGGAGUUCCUAAAGACAAGAUCCGGAGAAGCUGGCCUGGACUACGAGAUAUGUUUCUUCACAGGUACAUCGUUGCCAGAGUGAUCUGGGCCCACAUGUUGUCUAUAGCAGUGACCUAUAGCAUCACUCUGUGUCUGUUUCCUGGUCUGGAAUCAGAGAUACGCAACCCAACCCUGGGGGAGUGGCUACCUAUACUCAUCAUGGCCACAUUCAACAUGGCCGACUUCGUAGGCAAGAUCCUGGCUGCAUUGCCCUAUGAGUGGACGGGGGGUCACCUGCUCCUCUUCUCCUGCCUGCGGGUGGUCUUCAUCCCUCUGUUGGUGAUGUGUGUGUACCCCUCCUCCACCCCAACCCUGUCCCACCCCGCAUGGCCCUGUCUCUUUUCUCUCCUCAUGGGCGUAACCAACGGUUACUUUGGAUCGGUCCCCAUGAUACAGGCUGCUGGGAAGGUCCCGCCGGAACAGAGAGAACUAGCAGGUAACACUAUGACUGUAUCGUACAUGACAGGGUUGAUGUUGGGAUCAGCUGUGGCCUACGCUGCCUAUAGCUUCACUGCACCGGGCUCAAACACACACACACUCACCAACAUCACCACAGGGUAUUGAACACACACACACACACACACACACACACACACACACACACACACACACACACAC